Molecule: messenger RNA, 3906 nt
Organism: Venustampulla echinocandica
Lineage: Eukaryota; Fungi; Ascomycota; Leotiomycetes; Helotiales; Pleuroascaceae
Exons: 3
Coding region: 1-3906 (1301 amino acids)
Biological process (GO): nuclear pore organization; protein import into nucleus
Cellular component (GO): nuclear pore transmembrane ring
Molecular function (GO): structural constituent of nuclear pore
Source: RefSeq, a predicted model, not a curated record
AUGAACGGGACUCCUCGCCUGCCGUCGUCAUUCCCCUCAACUCCCGGCAGCGGAGGUCGAGGUGGAAAUAGAAAUGGAAGUGGGAGUGGAAAUGCGACUGCCAAUACGAGUCCAGUGGGGAGCUUGAGUGGGAGCGGCCAGACCAGGUCUUCCCUCCCCAGCGUCCCCCAGACAUCGACCACGGUCUCCUCGAGUGCGCCAUUGAUUCCGGUCACCCUCAUCGACGCACCUAGCCAGCGUCUGUAUACCCUCGCGAUCUAUGGCCUGCUCCUGGUGUGGCGUCUAUACGACUGGUGGCUCUUGGUGGAAGAGGAUACCCAUUCUAUCGCUCUCUUUGUGAAGUGGGCUUGUAUCGACCUGAUAUUCCUGUUUGGUGUGCCACUACUGCGCAUACCAUGGCUGGAAUGGUCGGAUACGACGUGCCUAUCUGCAUAUUUCCUACAUGCGUUUAUAAAUGGCAUGCUGAUGUUCAGAAUACCACUCCCAAUCGAAGGAUGGCUACUUUUCCUCACAAAAACUCUAUUUGACAGGGAAAUGUCUAUUUCCGAAAAUAGUGUCCGUCCUGCUAGCAUUUUGCACAACGCCUCGCUCAUCAUGGGCAAGCAAAUUAUCAAUAUCCUUCCUGAAGGUUCCGCGACUAUGAAUCCGGAUCAGUUGACUUUCUGCAUUGAAAGCAGCCACCCAACUGUUGAAAUCCCACUAUUCUUCAACCAGACGAAACCUCAGCAUAUCGAAUUACUCCGCUUCGACUUGGAGACAAAUAAAAACGAGACUAUCACUCUAUCACACAAAGAGAUGAAGCACCGUACCCAACUGGAUGAGGACGUGACUGUUAUCAAUUAUAUUACGAAACGGCCUGGGCUUUACAGACUUCAUAACGUUAUCGACAGAUCAAAAUUAGAAGUUCAACGCAGGAUGUCUGACACGCUUGUUGUUACAUGCCCUAAAGGAACCAUCAAAUCAACUUCUUCUAGCAAGUGUGUGGGUGACUUGUCUGAUUUAACUAUGGAGAUCGAGGGUACUCCCCCGCUCAAAGUUGUGUAUAGCCGCACUUCAAAUAAGGACCGGAGCAUCCACCACUUCCAAAGCAUCCAGCCAGAGAACUUCGUUUCUCCAUUACUCAGCUCUAACCGUGCUAGCACAGUUGUCCCCGCAGGAAGUCAAGAUGUUUCAUGGGCGCGAGCACACCGUAUCAGUGUUCCCUUGAAUGAAUCCAUGAUACCUAGUGGCCGAUGGCUAUACUCCAUCGAUGAGAUCCAUGACGCAGUAGGCAACGUGGCCAAAUUUUCGUCUGGAGCGGAUGAUGGGGAGAAUACUUAUCCUAAGGGCACCCACCUGGAGCAAGAAUUCAUCGUUCAUGAACGGCCUGUUGCCCGUUUAUCGGGUUGCGAUUCCCGAAGCCCCUUGAUGGUUGCCAAGGGGAGAUCCGUCCCGUUGUCUAUCCUGUAUAAGUCUACAGGCCGAGACCGAAUUCUAGACCGAACUCAGGCCCCAGGCCGAGAACCUCCUGACACAUCUCACACUAUUACUUGGAAAUUUUCUCCCCUGAAUAGUCUUACCAAGACUGGAGAUCACGGAAAUGAAGUAGUGGAGCAAGAAUUUAUUGCCAAAACAGCACAUCACAACCCUACGAUUCGAGAGCCGGGGCUAUACACCAUCACCAGCGUGAAGAGCCAAUUUUGUGAGGGUGAAGUAAAGGUGCCCGAGUCCUGCUUGCUGCUCAACCCACCUGAGCCUCAGUUAACAAUCAGCUCUCAAAAAAUCGAUGACAAAUGCGCAGGCAACCCAAUUGGCCUGCUCGUCGAUCUUAAUCUUAUUGGCACACCUCCAUUUACUGUGUCGUACAUCACUACGGGCCCCACUUCCUCCGGGGGCGAGGCCCAAACAGAGCAUGAUGUGAAGGUGUCGGGCUUGCGGCACCAGUUCGAACUAAAACCCGAAAACGCUGGUCACUACAAAUACCAUUUCACUUCUAUCAGCGACUCAGUGUAUGAGUCUCACCACUUGACUGGAGCUGGACUGGUAUUGGAACAAGAUGUGAAACCACCUGCUGUGGCAGUUUUGCUAGCCCCACGUCAGCUUGACGCGUGCCUGGAUGGACAAGUAGAGAUGGUUGUCAGCUUACAUGGAAAGCAGCCCUUUACGUUAGAGUAUGAGCUCAUCUACGACGGUAAAAGAGAGAGGGAAAAGGUAUCGGGAAUCGAGGAAGAAUUUUACCAGAUCAAAACCCGCCCUCUGUUGAAAGGCGGGGAAUAUUCUUUGGCCGUUACCAGCAUCCAGGAUCGAACAGGUUGUAAAAUCUUUCUUAAUAGCGAGGCCAAAUUCACGGUUCGGCAUCAACGCCCGAAAGCAUCUUUUGGCUACCUGCAAGGCAAGCAUACAAUUACCCAGGUUGUAGGGGAAUUUGUCGAACUACCCUUGCGUUUGACAGGAAAGGCACCUUGGAAGGUUACAUACCGCAACAUCAACAUUACAGACAGCAGACCCAAACAAAGAUCUGCAUCGUCCCCCAAUGACUUUAUUAGAGUCCUUGAGCCUGGCAUAUAUGAGAUUCUGACUGUAGCUGAUGGCCAAUGCCCUGGGACGGUUGACCCUAAAGCGUCUAGAUUUGAGGUUGAUUGGUUCCCCACACCCCAAAUUAAGGUUGCGGACACAGCAGCUUUUAUAGAACAGGGCAACAAGUGGCUUAAGCGGGAGGUUUGUGAAGGAGACAUCGACGCUAUGGAGGCGCAGCUCACAGGUGAGGCUCAUAUUUCCUUUUGUUCACCGAAAGUAGCGGCAAUACUGACCUUUGCAGGCACACCCCCAUACAAUAUUAAGUAUCAGGUUCGCCACAAGUCUGACCGCGGAUCCGGCUCUGUUAUCAACAAGGGGUUCGAGGCUGCGUUUGGUACAGCCACAAUCUCCAUGGAAACGAGUAAGGCUGGUUCCUAUGAGUACACGUUCACCGAGGUCUCUGAUUCCUUGUAUGACUACUAUACGCCAUCUAAACCUUUGGUGAUUGAACAAAAGGUUAACCGGAAGCCUUCGGCAAGCUUCGUCAAGCCUGGGCAAUCUUACAAGUACUGCAAGGAUGAGCUGGCUGGUGAUGAGGUCAUUCCGAUUCGAUUGGAAGGCGUUCCCCCAUUUAGUCUCGAAGUCGACAUUAAACAUCAAAGCAGUUCCCGGCCGGAGACGGUGAAGAUUGCCAAUAUUGAGUCAACUAAGUACGACUUUAGGAUCCCACAUCGCGUGCUUUCCCUUGGAAUCCAUCACGUUAGUGUACGAAAAGUGCGGGACUCGCGAGGAUGUCAACAGAAAACGGAGUAUGGAGCGCCCCACGUACAAGUCCAAGUCUACGAUGUCCCGACAAUCCACCCCUCAGAAUCACGCACCGAUUACUGUGUUGGAGAGCGAAUAUCCUAUACCCUUUCGGGAGCAGCGCCCUUCGAGAUAUUCUACACGUUUGAAGGCGUACAAAGGAAAGCAAAAUCUUUAAGCACAACCUUUAGACGUAUUGCAGAGAAGCCCGGCAACUUCUCCAUCACCGGAGUAUCAGACCGGGCCAGUGAAUGCAAGGCCCGUAUCAAAACCACGAAGCUCAUCCACGCGAUGCCGAGUGUCAAAAUCAGCAAGGGCAAACAGGUGUGGGUGGACAUUCAUGAAGGCGGCGAGGUACCAAUCCUUUUCGAAUUCUGGGGGACGCCGCCUUUCGAGUUCACAUACACUCGAAGCACGAAUGCGCGGAAGGGACAGAAAUCACAGGUAUUGGAGACGAGACGGGAAGUCUCACACGAGCACAGCAAAACGGUAAUGUCCUCGCAGGAGGGCACAUACGAAGUGGUGGCGAUUAAGGAUAAAUUCUGCUCGUUCUCCACGCAGAAAGCCGAUAAUGCGAGGGGUGGACAAAAGCUCCUCCAAUUCUGA